AUGUUAUCGCUUGUCUUUGCGUUGGUUCUGCCUAUUCUCGGCUCGUUCGUUCUGGGGUUGUCCCUCGACGACGUGAGAAGCGAACUCGGACCUCAGCUAUCUGGUUCAGCCGUGGUCUCCGAAAACGGGCGAGAUUUUGCGAGAUGGAGUGACUAUCAUGCUCCUACCGCUGGAGUAGUUGUUACCGUGGCUUGUGAGCAGGACGUGGCCGUGACGGUGCAAUAUUGCAUUGAACAUGAAAUUCAGUUCUUAGCCCAAGCUGGAACCCAUGGGUUUACUACUACGAUUGAUCUAGAUGAUGACGGGAUUCUUAUCAAUCUUAGGCAGUUAAACUCGGUCACGUUCAAUGACGAUAAAACAGAGGUCACCGUUGGAGGUGGUGCUCUGAUCUCUGAAGUAAUCGAGGCUGCCUCAUCUAACAAUACCCUGGUUGCAACUGGCAACUGCAACUGUGUUGGUGCUGUCGGUGCCAUCCUUGGUGGCGGCUACGGCAGCCUAAUGGGCCUAUAUGGCUUUGGUGUUGACAAUGUUCUAUCACUUAACGUCGUCUCUGGGGACGGUGUUCUUAAGACGGUCACAUUUGGGGACGACCUCUUUUGGGCUCUCCGAGGUGCUGGCCCUAAUUUUGGCAUUGUCACCUCCGCAAGAAUGAAAUCGUACCCGAGAGAGCCAUCUAAACAAUAUGCCUGGGUAGGCGCGCUUACGUUCACGGGAGAUAAGAUUGAAGCAGUCGCCAAGGCAAUUAGUGAGAUUACCCUAACAGCAGAGAUGAACAUUUAUAUGUUUUUUUUGGACGCUCGUGCUCCUGACAAAAAGCCAACUAUAAUACUCACUCCCUGGUACUAUGGCACUGAGGCUGAAGGACGAGCUGCUUUUGCCUCCGUUAUUGAUAUUGGUCCUACACUCAAUACAAUGGCUGAAACCCAUUAUACUCACUGGAAUGAUGGCUCUGAGAGCGCCUGUAUCAAGGGCGGCCGCAAACCGUCAUAUGCUGCCGGUCUUGCCGAAAUUGUGCCCGAGACGUGGAAACAGGUCUGGGAUGAAUAUGUAUCAUGGGUUUCAUCAAAUGACGGAAGAGCCCGCAAUAGCACUGUUAUACUGGAAGCCUACUCCAUGGCCAAAGCUGGGUCAAUUGCAGAUAGCUCUUCAUCGUUUCCAUGGAGAAGCCGUCUCAAGUUCAACGCUCUCAUAUUUCCCUGCAAACGCACCCGCAGUCUGCUGCAAUCGACCAGUGGUCUUUAUCCUCCAGCUACGUAUGUAAAUUUUGCCCAUGGUGAUGAAGAUCUCUCAGAGAUAUAUGGCCAUAACCUUCCCCGGUUACGGGAGAUCAAAGCAAAGGAAGACGAGUACAAUAUCUUCGACCAGUCGUUUUACCUCGGGCCUAGCUAUUGA
Arthroderma uncinatum is the source of this 1392-nucleotide messenger RNA. Its product is annotated as FAD binding domain-containing protein. Gene Ontology annotation, molecular function: FAD binding; oxidoreductase activity. Bases 1 to 1392 code for a protein of 463 amino acids. The record is from RefSeq and is a predicted model, not a curated record. The transcript has 4 exons. NCBI's taxonomy places the organism in Eukaryota, Fungi, Ascomycota, Eurotiomycetes, Onygenales, Arthrodermataceae.